AUUCAACCAAUCAGCACUCGCCGCGCUAAGUUUUGCUGAGAAAUUUCCAUUGGUCUCAUUUUCAGUUUUGACAAACUUAGGCCAGUGUGUUGAUGACAUUCUUGAGGAGAAUAAAGUCACACAACUGCUUCCAAUUAAUAGGAAAACGAGAAAUUGUUGAUCAACAAAAAUGUUAGGGGAAAAGUUACUUUUAGCCAAGAUUUUAGCUUCAUUAUUAGCACUUUUAGUGGUACUGCCUGAGACAGAAUCAAUUGCUGUUAUGUCAAUUGAUCUUGGCAGUGAAUGGAUUAAAGUAGCAAUAGUUAAGCCUGGUGUUCCCAUGGAGAUUGCUCUAAAUAAAGAAUCCAGGCGGAAAACUCCAAAUGCUGUUGCUUUUAAAGAUGAUGAACGCCAUUUUAGUGACCCUGCACUUGGAGUUGCAGUGAAGAAGCCAGAAAACAGCUACUUAUAUCUCACACAUCUGCUAGGAAAAAAAUAUGAAAAUGCUAAUGUAGAAUUAUAUCGUUCAAGGUUUCCCCAUUACAACUUAGUCAAAGAUGAAGAAAGAGGAACUGUCCUUUUCAAGACAUCAGAUACUGAAAAAUUAUGUCCUGAAGAACUGAUGGCAAUGAUUUUGAAUAAUUCUCGACAAAUCGCAGAGAACUUUGCAGAUCAUCCGAUGAAAGAUGUUGUCCUCACUGUUUCCGCGUUUUAUACCCAAGCCGAAAGGAAGGCUCUGAUAGACUCUGCGAAAAUGGUUGGGCUCAAUGUACUGCAACUGAUGAACGAUAAUACUGCAGUUGCAUUGAAUUAUGGGAUUUUUAGAGCAGCUUCAUUCAAUUCAACUGAAACGCAUGUGAUGUUCUAUGAUAUGGGAGCUACAAGUACAACAGUAACCAUUGUUGGGUACAGCACAGUCAAAACCAAAGACAGGGGAUAUUUAGAAACUGUUCCGCAGCUAGCUAUAAAAGGUGUUGGAUUUGACCCCCUCUUGGGUGGUUUGGAAAUGGAGUUCCGGCUAAGAAACCAGCUCGUAAAGUUGUUCAAGGAAAAAAUCAAAACUGAGGGUGACAUUGAGAAGAAUCCUCGGGCGUUAAUGAAACUGCUCAAGGAAGCAGCAAGAGUCAAGAGGAUUCUUAGUGCAAAUACAGAAACUUUUUCGCAGGUAGAAAAUCUCUUUGAAGGACACGACUUUCGUGCAAAAGUGACACGUGAUGAGUUCGAGGAAAUGUGCAAAGAUUUGUUUGAUCGUGUUUCACUACCUGUUGAAACUGCUUUGAAAGCAGCUGCCAUGCAACUGAGUCAUGUUGAUACUGUAAUGCUGAUGGGUGGUGGAACAAGAGUCCCGAAGGUCCAGGAGCUGCUGAAGAAGGCUGUCAAGAGGGAUGAUCUUGGCAAAAGCAUAAACACAGAUGAAGCUGCAGCCUUAGGUGCUGUGUACAGAGCUGCUGAUCUUACCACUGGUUUCAAAGUUAAGAGAUUCCUUAUCAAAGAUGUUAACAUGUUUCCUAUAGAUGUGUCAUUCUUCAGAAAGACGACGUCAGAAAGUGGACAGGCUGACGCAAAAGUUGUUACACGGACAUUGUUCCAUAGAUUGAACCCACUUCCACAGAAGAAAGUGAUGACGUUUAACAAACAGGAGAAAGACUUUCAUUUCAAUGUGUCAUACGGCGAUACUAGUGUUUUCAGUGGAGAUAUCAAAAGGUAUCUGGAUUUGGGAUCAUUGAGAAAGAUUGAUCUCUCGGGAGUAGCUGUUGCCAAUGAAAAUAACAAAGAGGCUACGCCAAAAGGAGUCAAAGCUUUUUUUAACAUGGAUGAUAGUGGUAUUCUGACCCUGGACAAGGUGGAAGCACAUUUUGAAAAGAAAGCCGAAGAGAAAACAGAAGAGGAGCAAUCAACUUUUGCAAAGAUCGGAAACACGCUAUCUAGCCUCUUUGGUUCGAGCAAAGACGAAGAGAAAAAGGAAGAAGAAACAAAAGAGGGUGGCGAAAAGAAAGAGGAUGAAAAGAAGAGUGAGAGUGAAAGCAAAGAAGAUAAGACUGACAGCAGUAAAGAAGGAGACAAAAAGAAGACCGAUAAGACGGGAAAAGAAGAGAAAAAGGGGGAGAAAGAGGACAAGAAAGCUGAAAAGGAAGAAGACCAAAAAGAUAGCAAAACCGAUGACAAAACAGCAGCUAAUGCAAAGGAGAGCAACACAACAGCUAACAAAACUGAGAAACCAGAAGUUUCUAAACCUGUUCUUGUCAAAGAAAACAUCAGUUUAAUCGUUUCUGAAACAGACAUCCUAUCUAUUGGUGAGACCGCCUUUGCAGCUUCUGUGAAGCACUUAGAUGAUUUGCAUGUCAAAGAUUUAGCAAAAAGAGAGAAUGAACAGGCCAAGAACUCCUUGGAAAGUUUCUUAUACGAAUUCAAGGAUAAGCUGUACAGUGAUAACGUCGAAAAACUGGCCACCGAGGAGGAGACGAACAAGAUAAGUGAGAAAUUCUCGGAGGUAUCAGACUGGUUAAUGGAAGAUGGCUACGAUGCAACUGCCGAUGUUUACAAAAGCAAGUUGAAAGAGCUAGAGAAGGCAACUGAAGAUCUCCGUUUCCGUAUUUCUGAAGAUGAGAUUCGGCCAAAAGCAAUCGCCGAAUUGCUUAGCAGCUUGAACUUGACUAACGUUUUUAAGAAACAAUUCAAGGCUAUGCCAGAAGCAUACGAGAUUUACACUGAAAAGGAUCUUAAAGAUCUAGAGAAAGUGUCAACUGAAGUCUCUGACUGGCUUGCAACCAACUGGAAAAAGCAGAACGAGACAGAUCCAAAAACCAAACCGGUUCUUUUGGUCAAAGACAUUGUAUCAAUGCAGGGUAAACUGGACAGGGAAUUGCUUUACCUAAUCAACAAAGCAAAGUACUACGUCCCAAAACCGAAACCAAAAGCCAACACAACAGCCGAAAACAAGACUGCCUCAAAUACCACCAAAGCUGAAGACAAGAAUCAGUCAACCAAGGAAGAUGAAAAGAAGAAGGGAAAGGAUGAAAAAUUAGAAACAACCUCCAAAAAGGAAGAAUCCGAAAAAGAAGAAAAAAAGAAAACUGAUAAGACUGAUUCUACCAGUGACGGAAAGAAAGAUGAUUCUAAGGAAGAAAAGAUUGAAGAGGCAAAACCACUCGAGCUUCCAGAGAUGGAGAAGAAAGAGAGCAAGCCUACAGAAGAAGUUAGCGAUAAAUCAAAUACAAAAGAAAAAGAAGAGAAAGCGCAUAAAGAACUAUAACAAUUUUAGUUAUUAGCAUUUAGGAAUUGUAAAUUUUGUGCGCAAAUUACUUGAAGUGGGUGCUUCGCUAAUUGUUUUGAGAAAAUGUUCGCCGAAUAGGAUGUGAUGGAAGUAACCGCACAGGCGCUUAUUUUAAUUUGCGAAGUGAUGUAGGUAAUGACACGUGGUUGUGUUGUUGUUGUUGCUCAAAAACCGCUUUUGUUAUUAACUUAUGGAUGAAUAAUCGAAA
Rhopilema esculentum is the source of this 3461-nucleotide messenger RNA. Its product is annotated as hypoxia up-regulated protein 1. Gene Ontology annotation, biological process: endoplasmic reticulum unfolded protein response. The record is from RefSeq and is a predicted model, not a curated record. Gene Ontology annotation, molecular function: ATP binding; ATP-dependent protein folding chaperone. Lineage: Eukaryota; Metazoa; Cnidaria; Scyphozoa; Rhizostomeae; Rhizostomatidae. Gene Ontology annotation, cellular component: endoplasmic reticulum chaperone complex.